Thalassophryne amazonica is the source of this 2857-nucleotide messenger RNA. RefSeq names its product fibroblast growth factor 13a (gene fgf13a). Gene Ontology annotation, cellular component: cytoplasm. Gene Ontology annotation, biological process: cell differentiation; positive regulation of protein phosphorylation; positive regulation of cell population proliferation. The transcript is spliced from 7 exons. The record is from RefSeq and is a predicted model, not a curated record. Bases 350 to 1114 code for a protein of 254 amino acids. NCBI's taxonomy places the organism in Eukaryota, Metazoa, Chordata, Actinopteri, Batrachoidiformes, Batrachoididae. Gene Ontology annotation, molecular function: fibroblast growth factor receptor binding; growth factor activity.
AAUCUGACCGCGCGCGCGGCUCUGUGCCGGUGCUUUGUUUCUACGUUUGUGUCUUUUAAAUGCCGGAUCGAAGCCCGCUGAGAAGAUUGCGCUGCGUUUUUUGUUUGUUUUUUCUUUCUUUCUUUUUUGGCGCCCCUCUUUUGUCACUAUAGAGGCGGUCGUGAUUUUCUUGUGUGCCACAUUCGUGGUGGGAACGUUUUCUUUCAUCAAUGAGCGUUGAUGUAGCCGCAAACGUGGAGGAGAUAAGAACCCUUAUCUCAACACCUGGAACCUUUGGCACGGAUUUCCUUGAGGACAUAACAUUUCGAUUCUUGUCUAAAUCGGGAAUUACACAUCCAAACUGGGAUCUAUGAGCGCAAAAGUGGCGAAGCCUAAAGAAGACAAGGAUGCUUCCAAGGUCCAGGAUGACGCCCCAGGUACCCAGGAGUACAUUAUGUUACGGCAGGACUCCAUCCACUCUGCAGAUAUAAGGAGUAAAGGGUCCCCCUUUCGUGCUAAGUGUCACGAAAUCUUCUGCUGCCCGCUGAAGCAAGUCGUCCACAAAGAGAGUGCAGAGCCCGAAGAGCCCCAGCUGAAGGGCAUUGUGACGAAGCUAUACAGUCGACAAGGAUUCCACCUGCAGCUGCAGGCUGAUGGAACCAUUGAUGGAACAAAGGAGGAAGACAAUGGUUACACAAUGUUUAACCUUAUUCCAGUGGGACUACGAGUGGUGGCCAUCCAGGGGGUGCAGACUAAACUCUACCUGGCUAUGAACUGUGAGGGCUACCUGUACACAUCUGAGCACUUUACGCCAGAGUGCAAAUUCAAGGAGUCAGUGUUCGAGAACUAUUAUGUAACAUACUCCUCCAUGAUAUACCGGCAGCAGCAGUCGGGCAGGGGCUGGUACCUCGGUCUGAACAAAGAAGGAGAAAUUAUGAAGGGAAACCAUGUCAAGAAAAACAAGCCCGCUGCCCACUUCCUUCCUAAACCUCUGAAAGUGGCCAUGUACAGAGAGCCUUCCCUCCACGACUUGACAGAUUUCUCCCGUUCUGGCAGUGGCACACCCACUAAAAGCCGGAGUGCAUCAGCUGUGCUCAACGGAGGCAAAGCCGUAAGCCAGAAUGAGUCAACGUAGCCAAUCCCGGGCCUGGGGCAGAACCACAAAACCUUACCUCCAGCAGAGCGUGAAUCUAAGCAGACCUGUCUCUCCAAUCAGCGGUUCAAGACUCACUACAACAAACCAUAAACACACAAUACCAUCAAUUAGACCCAAUUAGGUAGUUUCCAAAUCAACCCUUGUUUCUGUAUCAUCACACAAUUUCUAACCAUUCUUGAUUUAAAACCCAAGUUUCAAAUUUAUUUAGAUCCUGAAAUUGAGUUCUUUGUUGCUGAAGAUUGCAUGCCAAUUAGCUAAUUUUAUUUAUUUAUUUAUUUCAUAAUAUACUGCAGACAGUCACUUUUCUUUGUCUAAUAAGCCACCAACAUCACAUCAAACAGGGAAGGAGACAGUUAGUAAUAAAGGCAGCCAGCGAUGAUGCUGAUCUACACGGCUGCGGUGGUAAAGUACAAGCCCUAACCUCUGUCUCAUCCGUGCUUCUGUGAAUUCAAAGCCUGUAAAGUCCUUGGUGUGGCACAGCCUGGUGCUGCCGGGACUGUGUCUGGCCAGACAGUAGCUCUCCUGCGUCUUCGUGCACAUGCUCAGAGACAGCUCUAUAGCAUGGGAAAAUGAUGCCUAUGUUCACUUGACCUAAAAUACAUGGAGGACAGUGUGGCUCUUGCAGUUUGUUUUUCUUUUUUUGUUCCAAGACAGAUGCCACGGCUGCACCUUGAUUUUGCUAAUAUUGUGAAUUUGAUGUCAGAUGUUUUGUCCCCUCUCGUUCUCUUCCCCUGCCACUGUUCAGUAUUUGUACUUUUGUUGGUAUUUCUUCAUUGAAAAGGUUUUCAGCAAACCAAAGACAGAAUAAAAGAGUGUCCCUUUAAGCCGCUGAAACCGAGCCUUUCUAAAAAGGCAGAACUGGAAUCUUUUUGCUUUAUUGUACACUUUUGAUGAAAGAAAAUAUUUUGCCGAAAACAGGAACAAUAGAACACCAAGUGAUUUUAAAAUCUUUGCAGUUGGCAGCAUGCUUGAUGUCGUGCUUUUUGCUGAUGUGCUUUACAAAGGAGGUACAAUAUGAAACAACUUUUCCCAGUCCCACCCCCUUCUGUUUCCGUUGUGUCCACUGUUUUUUGUCCUUCUGUUUUUUCCUCUUCUUGUGCUUGAAUCAUUCUUUAAUCCCCCAGUCAGCCUUUUUUUCCCCUCUUCUACUGACUGACAAGUUUCACCAUGAGAGUAUGGCGCAAGACUCAUCCCAGGAUGGUUGUUAUGUGUUUGAGUAAUUUAUUGUGGUAACUAUUUUCUAUAAUUAAAAAAAAGGAAUACUGUGGACUUUUAGGUGGCUUAACAUUUUAUAGGACACAUCAUAUUUGUAAAAAAGAAAAAAAAAAGAACAUAUUCCCUCUCUUGCACAGGGCAUGUACAAACACUAUGUACAACUGGACCCAGUUUGUGGGCUAUGUACUCUUCCCUUCAGCUAUAUAACUUCUUUCUGGUACAUGCUUUUGGGGGCUUUUUUUUCUUGAUUUCCUCCAGAGGUGGUUUGUAUUAGAUGAACCUAUCUGUUGCAUGGGCGAAAGAAGGGAAUUAUGGUCUAGAGCUGCAUGACGUAGGCUAUGUGUAUUAACCCAUGUUGGAUAAUGUGUUCCUAACUACCAGGCUAAAUCUGAUAAAUAAAAAACAACAUCUACAGGCAGACAGUGUGGCUGCCUGCUAACUUCCAGUUGUUUAUUGUUUGUUGUAUACACAAAAAAAUGCACUGAAUAAAAUGUUUAUAUUAAGAUA